CGCGCCUGUAGGCCAAAGAAAAGUUUUAUUUAGGCGGCAGAACAAAAAAUUCGCCCACCAUUGUGCUGCCCCCAUCUUUUUAGGCGUUCAGUUACCUCUACGCCAUCCAUUGCCCACCUCCUCAACUCAUUCGCUUCCCUCAAGAAAAUCACGUUCCCUUCCAGUGGCAGGCAGGGGGCGACUCCAUCUGCGUCGUGUGGCGCCAGGAGAGCAGGGAGCGGCAUCGAUCCAGCCACCACCAAGAUGGCUCCUGGGAGGAAGCCAGCGGCACGAGCACGGGAACCUGCAGGCUGUAUCGUGACUAGUACGAUGUUUGUCUCAGUGUUUACCGCCUUCGAUGAGGCAUAGAUAACUAAUAAGAUCAAUCAGUACUCCAUGAAUGAUUUCAGUCUGCAAUUUUUCUGGGUGUAAAAAACUCCACUUACUGAUUAUGAGCGCUUGAGGGCUCAAAAUAUGAUGAAGAACAAUCAAAUGUUUCAAAGGCUUGGGCUUUCUACAUUGGCAUCAAUGAUUAACAAUACAAGUUCAAAGAGCAAGGAUGAUGUUUCUCGACAAUCAGGAUCUUUGUAUGAUGCUCAGGAUAGUGAGGGCUCUGAACAAGAGGAGGUCAGCAAGGUGCAUCGAUUGCUACAAGAAAACAAGUGCCAAGGGGAAAAAGUCUUGGCAAGGGGCUGGAUUCAUUAAGCAGAGGGUUAGGCACUAAGAUACCAAUCCAAAUUUCUGAAGGGAAGAGAAGACCGGAGCCACCUAUUCAGGCGGCAAAGCUUGCAUCGGAGGGUGGGAUCAUACUCAAACAGCACAUACCAAUCUAUCCACAUUGGAAGAAUUACAAGGAUGAGGGACAAAUUACAAACUGCAUUGACCAACUUGCUAUAAGUCAAUUUAAUUCUAGUUGAUUAAUCCUAUUUCUUUGGUUCCUUUGCAUCUGAAAUCCUAUUGUUCAUUGUUUUGUUAGGGACAAUUCACCAUGGACGUCAACAGUAAGGCAGUGCAUGAAGCCUGCACUGACUUGCUAAAGUGUGGGCAACGACAAAUGAGGUAUAGGCUGAAAAAGCAGUACUUCAACGAGAUACCUGCAAAUCAAGUGAGGACAACAUCACCUAUUAAGCAGAUGACUGAUGAUCAAUGGAGAGAAUUGGUGGAGAUGUGGUCAAGCCCAAAGCAUAAGGACAAGUGUAUCAAAAACAAACUUAACCGCGAGCAGGUUCAGUUUCAGCAGAGGACAGGGUCUCAGUGCUAUAUUGCAAAAACUUAUGUCGUGAAACAAGAUAAAUACAAAGAUACCGACCCUACUGCAAUUGAUCUGUUCAAGGAGACACAUUGUAGUAGAAAAAUUGGCUUUACUGAAUCUGUGAAGAAAGCAAUUGAUGAUACGGAAGUAAUUGUUGCUGAACCAGAAAAUGAUGGACAAAAUGUCAAGUCUUCCACUGAUGCUUUUUCCGAAGUCUUGCCGCAGUCAAGUAAAUUCUUACACAAUGUAGGCAUUAUGUCCUCCUCCAAGUCAAGCACUAGAGUUGGCGUGUCUUCAAAGGUGCAAGAACUUCAAGCUCAGCUUGAGAUGGAGAAGCAGGAAAAGGCCAAACUCCGGCUGGAGAUGGAUAGCUUGAAGUUGCAGGCACAAGAAUCUGAGUCAACCAUGGUUAAACAAUCACAUGAGGUUGAUAGGUUGAAGGACACCUUAAAGUCUCAGGCACAGCAAUCUGAGGCAGCAAUGGCAAAGCAAUCGGAAGAGAUUGAGAGUUUGAAAAAGAUAGUCCAAGAUUGUAGUGGGUUCCUACGUCAAAUGAUAACCUUCCAAGGUCAAGUGCCUCCUCCCUAGACUGCUUGUCGGUGUGGUUCUCAUCCGUCAAAUGGAGCUUUGCUACUUUUUGUGACCUCCUUGAACUUGCACUUAGUUAGGUCUACAGCCACAACUAUUUUCUUUCUUUGAUUAGAGUUAAAGGAUUUCCAUAUUUAUUUCAUCGCCUUAAACCAUUGGCUACUGGUCAAAUUUGUUUCUUUAUUUCAUAAGACUUUGUUGUUGAUGAUGGAAAAUGUACUUGUGUUGAAUGCAUUAAUGGACCUGCAGCUUGAUGAUAACCUUUCA
Panicum virgatum (switchgrass) is the source of this 2086-nucleotide messenger RNA. RefSeq lists its product as uncharacterized. The transcript is spliced from 7 exons. The coding region runs from base 968 to 1819 and encodes 283 amino acids. The record is from RefSeq and is a predicted model, not a curated record. Lineage: Eukaryota; Viridiplantae; Streptophyta; Magnoliopsida; Poales; Poaceae.